GGGAGUGAGCACUAAAUGAAGUAGCUCAUCCGACACUAUUAGUCCAGAAAGAGGGCUUAAGAAGGAGGCUGUUCCAAUUUUCCCAUUUUCUCUCUCCCAAAAUUUCCAACCAAAUCUGCACAUGGCGACAGCUCUAAGCGAAAAUCUGGAGAAUUCUUCUGCUCACGGAGAUGCCGCUGUGGAGCAGAAUCAUGAAAGUCCGGAUUCUGAAUUGCCGAAUCACGGAGGAUUGGAACCUGAACCAUCAUUUUCAGAAGAAGAAGUAAGGAGUGCACUGGGAAUAAGUGCAUCUUCCGGGAAAUUUUGGCUAGAUUGGGAAAAACUAAGGAGCAUUUUGUCCUACCAUCUUAAGCAGGUCCUCACAGAAUAUCCAGAGUCAAAAAUGACCAUCGAGCAGCAGACUUCUGCAUUAGGGGAGACUUUCCAGGAAUUGGUGAGAAGGUUGGAUGAUGCUCUUCAUAGCUUUGACGAAGGCCCUCCAUUUACCUUACAAAGGCUUUGUGAGAUCCUACUAUCUGCAAGAAGUAUCUACCCUAAGCUGUUGAAGCUCUCUUUGGCUCUAGAUAAGAAUCUACUGGUUACAUCUACGUUGAAAAUCUGUAGCGAUCCAUAUCCAUCCACAACAGAACAAAAUUCAAAUGGGGCUUACGAAGGAAAUGGGAAUGCCCCGCCUCAGAACAACGCAGUUGAAAACGGGGGAUUAGAAGCUCCGGUAGAGGACAGAGAUGAAGUAAUGGCCGAUGCUCAAGAAGGCGAGGUGGGUGAGGAUACGACGAUGGACAUGGAAACCGUUGAGGACGUAGCCAAAUCACCGGAAGCAAGUCCUACUCCAAAGGUCGACGCAUAACACAUCUUGAAUGAAUUACUGUGCUAGAAUGACGAUGAUGCCUGCCUGUUUUAUGUAAUGAUUUGAGGCAAAAUUUAUAACAUUUUCAGUACGUACAAUUAAUCGUGCAUCAAGUACUAGUACUUGGAUGUGUACUCGAUUUUUGAGUUUAGUCAGCGCGUGAAUUUGCUUCUUGACA
This is a messenger RNA of Salvia miltiorrhiza (redroot sage), 1025 nucleotides long. RefSeq lists its product as uncharacterized. Gene Ontology annotation, cellular component: nucleus; protein phosphatase 4 complex; cytoplasm. Gene Ontology annotation, biological process: protein dephosphorylation. Gene Ontology annotation, molecular function: protein phosphatase regulator activity. The record is from RefSeq and is a predicted model, not a curated record. The transcript has 7 exons. Bases 122 to 847 code for a protein of 241 amino acids. NCBI's taxonomy places the organism in Eukaryota, Viridiplantae, Streptophyta, Magnoliopsida, Lamiales, Lamiaceae.